GUUAAGCCGCAAUUUCACUUUCAAUUUAUUCAUUUAAUCACAAUCCUAGCAGUCUUCGAUCGUUUGGGUCGUGUUUAUUAUAGAAACGACCGAGAAAAAAAUAUUGAAGCCCUAUUAUUUGAACAGUAAACGCCAAUAUAAAUCGAAGAUGGAGAUUGAAAUAUUGACCACUGUGGGGUCAAAGUCUCUCGGUAAAAUAACAUUAAAUGACGACGCCACUAUACAAAAUGUAAAAGAAAAAAUUUAUCAAAACCUUAAAAAAUCCCUUUACCCUGAAAGGCAAGCAAUCAAACCGGAAGCGAAAGGAAAGUCACUGAAGGAUGAAACUACUCUAAAAUCUCUGAAUAUCCAAGAUGGUUCUAAGCUAUAUGUCGCAGACCUUGGGCCACAAAUAUCUUAUAAAAAUGUAUUUUUAGCUGAAUAUGCUGGUCCAUUGUUUGUAUAUCUUUGGGUUUAUCAAAGGCCAUGGAUCUUGUAUGGGGAACAAACAUCAUCACCAGGAACUGUUGCUAAUAUAGCAGCUGUAUGCUGGACUUUCCACUAUGCUAAAAGACUGUUGGAGACAGUUUUUGUCCACCGUUUCUCACAUGGCACUAUGCCCAUUCGUAACUUAUUCAAGAACUGCACAUAUUACUGGCUGUUUGCUCUAUACAUCGCCUACCAUGUGAAUCAUCCACUCUUCACUGCACCAUGCAAUGUUUGUGUGUAUGUGGGUCUUGCAGGAUUUGUUUUAUGUGAACUGGGCAAUCUGAGCAUUCAUUUGCUGCUAAAGAAUCUCCGUCCUCCUGGUACCAAAGUGAGACGUAUCCCUAUGCCUGAUGGAAAUCCGUUCUCACUGCUUUUGAAUUACGUCUCCUGUCCUAAUUAUACAUAUGAGUUUGGCUCUUGGGUAUUUUUCACCGUUUUGACCAAAUGUGCACCAGUGGGUAUAUUUGCUGCAGUUGGAAUGUACCAGAUGUCAGUUUGGGCUAUCAAUAAACACCGCAACUACAAGAAAGAGUUCCCUGACUAUCCCAAGAGCCGUAAAGCUAUCCUCCCUUUCAUUCUCUAAACAUAUUCUUUAAAUUAAAUUGACGUAGUAUAUUGUAACGCGAUAACUUAAUGCAAAUAAAAUGAGAAAAAUUGAAAUUUUCAAUUAGCUUUUUAAUGAAUGAGCAGCUUUAUGUUAAAAGAUAUUGUAUGUUCCCAUUUUUAAGUAAUUAAUGCUUUAAAUUCUUAUUGAUAUGAACUGUUUAGGUGACGGCUACUAAUCAAAAGUGGGUCUCCGGGUCUGUCUCUCUUUUGUCAUGCAAAGGACAAAUAAGUUGGGAUAAUAAUAUAUUUUAAUUUCCUUUGUAAUUUUAAUAAUCAUUCUAU
Papilio machaon (common yellow swallowtail) is the source of this 1356-nucleotide messenger RNA. RefSeq names its product probable very-long-chain enoyl-CoA reductase art-1 (gene Sc2). Bases 149 to 1051 code for a protein of 300 amino acids. Gene Ontology annotation, molecular function: protein binding; oxidoreductase activity, acting on the CH-CH group of donors. NCBI's taxonomy places the organism in Eukaryota, Metazoa, Arthropoda, Insecta, Lepidoptera, Papilionidae. The record is from RefSeq and is a predicted model, not a curated record. Gene Ontology annotation, biological process: very long-chain fatty acid biosynthetic process. The transcript has 5 exons.